Canariomyces notabilis is the source of this 2611-nucleotide messenger RNA. Its product is annotated as WD40 repeat-like protein. The coding region runs from base 318 to 2120 and encodes 600 amino acids. Gene Ontology annotation, cellular component: anaphase-promoting complex. The record is from RefSeq and is a predicted model, not a curated record. Gene Ontology annotation, molecular function: ubiquitin ligase activator activity; anaphase-promoting complex binding; protein binding. Gene Ontology annotation, biological process: anaphase-promoting complex-dependent catabolic process; positive regulation of ubiquitin protein ligase activity; positive regulation of anaphase-promoting complex-dependent catabolic process. Lineage: Eukaryota; Fungi; Ascomycota; Sordariomycetes; Sordariales; Chaetomiaceae. The transcript has 2 exons.
CACCACUUCCUCAUACCCCGCGCGUGAAAGUCAGUUGCAGACUCCAACCUUGCGGUUCUCUCUCCACUUCUAUCACGCUCUCACAAAUCAUCUCAAGCCUUAUCAACCAGCCUUGCAAGCAUAUCGCUGUUCUUCGGAACACCAUUCACCGUUAUAUCAGAGAUAGACGACAGAAAAAUACUAAUCAAUCCAAGAACCAUUAGCUUGGAGAUCUUGGAGCUUGCUCAAUUCAUUGGAGCUUCCUCCAUCCCCCUCUCCCACCACACCGGGCUUCAUCAUCUGAAGUUAUAAGAUACAGCAGCAGCACUGUCCACAGCAUGGCUACCGCAUCAGUAUCGACACCCCUCAAGUCCCAUGCCGGACUUUUCUCAUCCCGUACCGCUGGCGGGCGGAUGCCAUUGACUCCUUCUCCUCGACAACGCUCUGCUCAGGGAAACACCAACUCAUCCCCGUUCACGCCCGAAAAGUUGAGCGGUGACAGUCAGCGAGCAUCUUCAAAGUCGGUCUACGGUGGCAAUCUUUCAUCACAUUUUGCCAAGGCCUCGUCCAAGGGUCACCGGGACUCGCCCAAGUCGAAUAUCGCUCGCAGUGUCUCGACGCCGCGCAAGGUUCUGGAGCUGGGCGUGUCGGAUUUCACUCUCACCGGUACUGGCGCCCACAAUAAGACGCCGGUGAGUCCCAAGAUCAAGAAGGCAGCGGCACCUCUGAGGCAGAAGUCAACCAAGACAACCCUGACAUACAACGCCGAUCGCUUUAUUCCAAACCGCGGCGCCAGUUCCGCCAUUGCCAACGUCGGGUCCGGGAAGCUCGACAUGCAGGAGAAGCAGCGCCCGAGGAGUGGAAACGGCGAGGCGUCUUCGAUCCUCGCAAGCGCCACUGAUGAUGCAAUUGCCGCUCUUGAGGGCCUCAACAUCGAUGACGAGGAACCCGCUUCCUACUCGCGACCCUCACCCAGCUCGGCUGCAUACCAGGACUCGUUAGCCAGUGCAUGCGGUGUCAAUGUCAACACUCGCAUCCUCCAAUUCAAGCCCGCACCCCCAGAGUCAUCCAAGCCAAUCGACCUGCGACAGCAGUACAACCGCCCGCUGAAGCCCGCCAACGCGAGCUCGGCCCAGUUCAGGCGCCGCAUUGCGACGGCACCGGAGCGCGUCCUGGAUGCGCCUGGUCUUAUUGAUGACUACUACCUCAAUCUCCUCGACUGGAGCUCGGGCAACCAGGUUGCCAUAGGUUUGGAACGAAACGUCUACGUCUGGUCGGCGGAUGAAGGCUCAGUGAGCUGCCUCCUCGAGACAAGCCCGGACACAUAUGUCAGCAGUGUCAAGUGGUCGGGCGAUGGUGCGUACGUGGGCGUCGGUCUCGGUACUGGCGAGGUGCAGAUCUGGGACGUGGCCGAGGGCGUCAAGAUCCGCAGCAUGUUUGGCCACGACACGCGGGUUGGUGUCAUGGGCUGGAACAAGCACCUCCUGUCGACCGGUGCGAGAAGCGGGCUUGUGUUCAACCAUGAUGUCCGUAUUGCCGAGCAUAAGGUGGCAGAGCUCGUCUCGCACACAUCAGAGGUCUGCGGCCUUGAAUGGCGGUCGGACGGUGCGCAGCUCGCUACUGGCGGGAAUGACAAUCUCGUGUCCAUCUGGGAUGCCCGCUCCCUGGCCGUCCCCAAGUUCACAAAGACCAACCAUAAGGCGGCCGUCAAGGCUCUGGCAUGGUGCCCAUGGAAUAUGAACCUGCUCGCCACCGGAGGCGGUUCCUACGACCGGCACAUCCAUUUCUGGAACACGACAUCUGGGGCUCGUGUCAACAGCAUCGACACCGGCUCGCAGGUGACCAGCCUCCGCUGGAGUACCCACUACCGCGAGAUUGUCAGCUCCAGCGGCUUCCCUGACAACUCGCUGAGCAUCUGGAGCUAUCCCACUCUAGUCCGCAACGUCGAAAUCCCCGCGCACGAGAGCCGAGUGCUACACAGCUGCCUCAGCCCGGACGGUCAGAUGCUGGCCACAGCAGCUGCCGACGAAAGCCUGAAGUUCUGGAAGAUCUUUGAGAAAAAGGCUGGUGCUGGCGCUGGUGUAGCUGGCGCCGGCGCGUCUGGCAAGGCCAGCUUGGACAAGCAGAUGACGAUCCGCUAGACCGCUGGACGUUUUCCUCGGCACCUCAGUCCGCGACCAGUCGUAUGUGAAGGUCAAUUGUUCAACCGAUGGUAGGUAUACACGGUUCCCUUUGGGAUUCCUGCAUCUCAAGAGCUUUCAGCGCGGCGUUGGGAGUUUGUUCAUAGAACUUCGCCUGGCAAGGCAACCGAGACACUGUCUGUCACACGCAGGAAUGAAUGAAAUCGGCUGGGUCAUGGCUUAUGGAACUCCCGGGAGGUUUCAUUGUCAGUCAUAGGUCGGAUCAGGUCAGACCGGUAUUGUAAUGUAGUAUAGUUGUCAUGAUAGGAAUGGAGGUGAAGGCGGCGUUUGUUCAUGUAUUUGAUGUAUGUCAUGAUGCUGCGUGGUGGGCAUAUCCAGCCGUAGUUUACUGCACAUCUAUCCGUAAAUCGUAAGCCAUCAAGGCAUUGCGUUCAUUUUCUUCUUCUCUGACUUAACAUCGACCUUAUUGCAAAUCGUCAAAAUGCGGCAGG